Molecule: messenger RNA, 1107 nt
Organism: Sander lucioperca (pikeperch)
Lineage: Eukaryota; Metazoa; Chordata; Actinopteri; Perciformes; Percidae
Gene: lipt2
Product: lipoyl(octanoyl) transferase 2
Exons: 5
Coding region: 376-1062 (228 amino acids)
Biological process (GO): protein lipoylation
Cellular component (GO): mitochondrion
Molecular function (GO): lipoyl(octanoyl) transferase activity
Source: RefSeq, a predicted model, not a curated record
CGCCGCGCUGCCCCUCCACGUACGCCGGCCGCUUCUUCGCCUCGUUCUCCGGCGGACUGGACCCGGACACACACCCAGCUCCGGACCUGGACCCGGACCGGUACUUGCCGGCGUUGGCGGCGGCUCUGGCCGGUCUGCCAGGCCGUUCGGCGGACCCUGCGGUCGCCAUCUUCCCUGCUCGGCCGGUGGCAGCAGAGCGCUGCGAAACCCGGAUGUAGACCGAUUUUACCUUCGAUGAAGAAGGACGAACCACAACAACAAUGGCGGCGCGCCGGUAGAGGAGACUUCUGAAAGCUAAACGGGGACUUUGAGUCUGACAGUCAGGGUCUCCCGGUCUGGUUCUGGUCUGGUUCUGUUCUGGUUCUGGUCUGCAGGAUGCGUGGCGUCCGUCCGGUGGUGGAGGUGGUCCGUCUGGGCCUGGUCUCGUACCCGGAGGCUCUGCGGCUGCAGCAGGUUUAUGUGGACCGCCACCGGUCCGGUGCGGCUCACGCUCUGCUGCUGUGCCAGCACCCGCCGGUCUACACCACCGGGCUCCGCCACGCGCCGUACCCGGCCGCGCUGCUGGACCGGCUCCGCCUGCUGGGUGCCGCCGUGCACCGCACCAACCGCGGCGGACUCAUCACCUUCCACGGGCCGGGCCAGCUGGUCUGCUACCCCGUCCUGCACCUGGCCGGCUUCAAGAAGAGCGUCCGCUGGUACGUCUGUGAGCUGGAGAAGACCAUCGUCUCCGUCUGCAGCCGCUUCGGUAUCGAGGCGUCCACGUCGCCUCACACCGGCGUCUGGGUCGGAGACAACAAGAUCUGCGCCAUCGGAAUCCACUGUGGGCGCUACAUCACGUCUCACGGCCUCGCUCUGAACUGUAACACCGACAUGUCGUGGUUUGGCCACAUCGUGCCGUGUGGCAUCGAGGGGAAAGGAGUGACGUCGCUGAGCGCCGAGCUGCAGAGAGACGUCAGCGUGGAGGAAACCAUCCCUCACCUGCUGGACGCCUUCGGGGAACGCUUCGACUGUCGGCUAACAGACGCACAAACUGAGACGGACAGCAGGGGAUCGUCAGCGUAGAAACUGACUUUAUAACAAACUGAGACGGACAGCGAGGGAUCGUCA